Molecule: messenger RNA, 522 nt
Organism: Megalops cyprinoides (Indo-Pacific tarpon)
Lineage: Eukaryota; Metazoa; Chordata; Actinopteri; Elopiformes; Megalopidae
Gene: lim2.4
Product: lens intrinsic membrane protein 2.4
Exons: 4
Coding region: 1-522 (173 amino acids)
Cellular component (GO): plasma membrane
Molecular function (GO): structural constituent of eye lens
Source: RefSeq, a predicted model, not a curated record
AUGUACAGUUUCAUGGGAGGAGGCCUUUUUUGUGCCAUCGUGGGGAACAUCCUGCUGGUUGUCUCCACGGCCACGGACUACUGGAUGCAGUACCGCCUCUCCGGCAGUUUCGCCCACCAGGGGCUGUGGAGGUACUGCAUGUCCGGCAAGUGUUACAUGCAGACGGACAGCAUCGCCUACUGGAACGCCACGCGCGCAUUCAUGAUCCUGUCGGCGAUGUCCUGUUUCGCUGGCAUCAUCGCUGGGAUCCUGUCCUUCGCCCACUUCUCUGCUUUUGAGAGAUUCAACCGUUCCUUUGCUGCUGGGAUCAUGUUCUUCAUUUCCACGCUGUUUGUCCUGCUGGCGAUGGCCAUCUACACGGGGGUGACCGUCAAUUUUCUGGGAAAGCGUUUCGGUGACUGGCGCUUCUCCUGGUCCUACAUACUAGGUUGGGUGGCCCUUCUCAUGACCUUCUUUGCAGGAAUAUUUUACAUGUGUGCCUACAGAAUGCAUGAGUGCAGAAGAAUGGCUGGCCCUCGCUAA